Molecule: messenger RNA, 2450 nt
Organism: Gigantopelta aegis
Lineage: Eukaryota; Metazoa; Mollusca; Gastropoda; Neomphalida; Peltospiridae
Product: SAP30-binding protein-like
Exons: 11
Coding region: 328-1239 (303 amino acids)
Biological process (GO): regulation of DNA-templated transcription
Cellular component (GO): nucleus
Source: RefSeq, a predicted model, not a curated record
UAGAGGAUGAAGAAGACUGCCUCACCCACAGACAGUGACACCCUUCCGUCUCUAUCUCUUUCGGUAUUCACCUCAAUAGCCAAUUAGUGGCGGGUGCACAGGCCAGUGCUUUAAAACUUUAUUUAUUUACAGAGUAGUGGGAGGGAAACAUAAAUGUUCGUCCUCAAACAGGGUGUGUGUGCUCCUACCCUCCCCGGUUCCUACGCCGGAUACGCCUUUGGGCCAAAUUCAUCAAUUGAACUCUUUUGUGUCUGAGAAAGAAAAAUGAAAACGACGUAGCGGAAGUUGGUGUAGUGAAGGCUUACAUUCCGUAAAAAUCGUGUAAUAAUGGACAGGACAGACAGUUCUGCAGCAAUGUCUGCACUUAGGUCAGACUACGGAGACUCUGAUGAAGAAACAUCACUGACUGUCGAUAACAUCUCUGAUGAGGAAAAUGCUGUCGUGUCAGUUAAACAUCAACCCCCAUCUGUCCAGUCUUUUCAAGACGACAGCUCCAACCAUUCGAGUGCCUCUGGAGUGAAUGCUGCCAAGGAGACUAAAAACACUAAAGUUGCAAAACGAGUGACAAAACUGGUGUCCUAUGGACCAGAUGACCAGGAUGAAGAUCAUGUGGAAACAGAUGAAGACGAAGAUGAGGAAAAUAAAGAUGUAGAACAGCAUGUUGGUGCACUGGAUGCACAAGAUGCUUCUGCCUUGUCUAGAAGUGUGAGGAACAAAUCACUAGAUGAGAUAGAAAUCCCACCGGAGCCACCAGGAAAAUGUUCUCCAGCAGUCCAGGAAAAGAUUUUGAAAAAUUAUGAAAAAAUGAAGAAAGGGAAUUUGAAUUUGAAUAUCUCAAUACAAAGACGAAAAGAUUUUCGGAAUCCCAGUAUUUAUGAGAAGUUAAUUGAGUAUUGUCAGAUUGAUGAAAAAGGAACAAAUUUUCCACCAGAUAUUUUUGACCCGCAUAUGUGGACUAAAGAAUCAUUUUAUGAUGAAUUAGAUAAAGCACAGAAGAAAGAAAUGGAGAAAAGAGAAAAGGAACGGAAAGAGAGGACAAAGAUUGAAUUUGUUACCGGGACAAAAAAAUUGUCCAGUGACACAUCUGGUGCUCCAGAAGAGAAGAGACGAAAAUCCAAAUGGGAUGCCUUGCCCAACCCAUCCACUAUUAACUUGACAACAUCUGCCACUGGGACCAAAGCAACUGUUAUACCAGCAGUUGGUAACAUCAUAAAGAAACCCAGCUACACACAGAAAUGAUAGAAAACUGGUGUUACAAAACACUGUGUUGAAACAGACCUCACUCACAGGGGAUGCAGUGUCAACUUGCCAUAACAGCAUUCCUAGGAAAACUCAGGACUAUGGUUUACUUUGGAGGUUUGUCACAAAACGAAAGUGGUCCAUGGAUAAUUGUUAUUGUCAUAGAUGUUAACUGGUGGAUCCUUGUGAUUCUGUGAUGAGAUAUGAAUGCAGGAUGACUGUUCACUGUAAACCCUCCUAAAAACAAACAAAACAAUAUUCCUUGGAAAAUAUGAGACUAUUUUGGAAAUAUUGUCAUGAACCGAGCAUGGUAUGUAUGGAUUCUCAAGUUUAUACAAUAUUCCAGGCUGUGUCGUUUGUGAAUAAUUCUACUGGAUCUUUGAUGAACAUUAUUCCAUGGAUGAUGCCAGCCGUGUAUUGUUGUAGAUGUGGACAAUCAAAGAUUCUCAUGGCUAUAAACUGACUACCAGAUGAAUCAUUUUGAUGAAUAGUUCCUUACCUUGGGGAAGCACUAAGCUGUGGUGUAUUUUGAGAAUUUGACACAGAUUUGUGCGUAUGGUUUGUGGAUAAUAUCGAUAGAUUUUAAUAGUAUGGAAUACAGUUCCAAUGAUAUACGUUUGUGCACAGUUUUCCGACCACUGAUUGACGUUAACAAGUCUAGAUUCAACUGUUAGUAUGAAAUAUAGCCGUUAUUGUUCAUGAAGAGAAGUCUUAAUUCGGACUAGUUUUAUGAAAUGCAACUCAAGGUCUGAAGUUAACUGUCAGUAAUUUGAAUACAACUUGAGUCUGAAUUCAGUUGUUAAUAGUCUGACAUACAGUUUCCACAGAAUUUAAACAGCUUUCUGAAUUUAAACAGCUUUUUGAAUUUAAACAGCUUUCUGAAUUCGGUGGUCAUUGUAAAUGAACAACUCUGAAUUCCAUAGACUGAAAUACGGCUCCCACAGUGCAAGAAGAUUGUGCUGAAUUCAGCAGUGUUAUUGGAAUACAGCUCAAAAUAAGAUUCUAUUCCCGCACUGUUUGAGCAAUGUUAACGUAGAAGAUCAGCAAGGUUCACAACGACCAUCCAGAAGUGAUAUUCAUCACAAGUGAUGAGGUGCACAUUUUAUAGGACUUCAGUGCAUAGUAGAGAAUGAUUCAAUCAAAUGCUGUUACUAAAUGUAAUAUGAAUACUUACAGAUCUGUCAAAAUUGCAUUUAAAAUGUAUCAAACUA